UGUAUAGUGCGCCUAAGGUUCUUGCUAGAGUUGCAUCAUUACACGUGAAGUUGGUCUUUGGGUUUCCGGCUCUUUUCUUUUACCGAAAUUAGUAUACUACAUUAAAAGAAUUUAACAAAAAUGUUGGCUGCCGCUAGAUUGUUAAGCAGGAGCUGUAACAGCAUCAGCUGUGAUAUCGCUAGAAGACAGCAAUUUAGUACGAUAUUAAAAAAUGCUGCAGCUCCCGGAGUUGUCGUACCUCAACGUUACACAGACAUACAAUGUCGUUACAAAUCAGAGGGUGUUAAGGGGGCAGUUAUUGGUAUUGAUCUUGGUACAACAUUUUCUUGUGUAGCAGUGAUGGAAGGUAAACAGGCUAAGGUUAUUGAAAAUUCAGAAGGUUCACGAACGACACCAUCUUACGUUGCAUUUUCAAAAGAGAAUGAACGUUUAAUUGGUAUGCCUGCCAAACGUCAAGCAGUUACAAACUCUUCUAAUACAUUUUAUGCAACCAAACGACUCAUUGGGAGAAAAUUCGAUGAUCCUGAAGUGAAGAAAGACAUGAAGACGGUAUCUUAUAAAAUCGUUAAAGCAUCUAACGGAGAUGCAUGGGUACAAGGAGGAGAUGGAAAAUUGUAUUCCCCCAGUCAAAUAGGUGCUUUCGUGCUUAUGAAAAUGAAAGAAACUGCAGAGGCUUAUCUUAAUACACCGGCUAAAAAUGCAGUUAUCACUGUACCUGCAUAUUUCAAUGAUUCGCAAAGACAAGCUACGAAAGAUGCUGGUCAAAUUGCUGGAUUGAAUGUACUUAGAGUGAUCAACGAACCUACCGCUGCUGCACUUGCAUACGGUAUGGAUAAAACGGCUGACAAAAUUAUUGCAGUAUACGAUUUGGGUGGCGGUACUUUCGAUAUCUCGAUUUUAGAAAUUCAAAAAGGUGUUUUUGAAGUUAAAUCAACUAAUGGAGACACAUUUUUGGGAGGAGAAGAUUUUGAUAAUGCGUUAGUUAAUUAUUUGGCGUCCGAAUUUAAAAAAGACCAAGGUAUAGACGUAGCUAAAGAUGCUAUGGCUAUGCAACGAUUAAAGGAAGCAGCUGAAAAAGCAAAAAUUGAAUUAUCAAGCUCUUUGCAAACCGAUAUUAAUCUACCAUACUUAACUAUGGAUUCUAGUGGCCCUAAACACUUGAAUCUUAAACUCACAAGAAGCAAAUUUGAAAGUCUUGUUGGUGAUCUUAUCAAACGUACUAUACAACCAUGUCAAAAAGCUCUUACCGAUGCUGAAGUAUCCAAAUCUGACAUUGGGGAAGUACUUUUGGUUGGAGGAAUGACUAGAGUACCUAAGGUUCAACAAACAGUUCAAGAAAUUUUCGGUCGACAGCCUUCGAAAGCUGUUAAUCCCGAUGAAGCUGUUGCUGUUGGUGCUGCUGUUCAGGGUGGUGUACUUGCUGGAGAUGUUACCGAUGUUCUUCUUCUCGACGUUACACCUCUUUCAUUGGGUAUCGAAACACUUGGCGGUGUCUUUACAAAAUUGAUUUCACGAAACACGACUAUUCCUACGAAGAAAAGUCAAGUAUUUUCUACAGCAGCGGAUGGUCAAACUCAAGUAGAAAUUAAGGUUCAUCAAGGCGAACGAGAAAUGGCGUCUGACAAUAAACUUUUGGGUCAGUUCACAUUAGUCGGAAUUCCUCCCGCGCCAAGAGGAGUUCCUCAGAUUGAAGUAACGUUUGAUAUUGAUGCAAAUGGUAUCGUUCAUGUAUCCGCUAGGGACAAGGGUACUGGCAAGGAACAACAAAUUGUAAUUCAAUCCAGUGGUGGUCUGAGCAAGGACGAAAUAGAAAAUAUGGUAAAGAAUGCCGAACAAUAUGCUAAAGCAGAUAAGAUCAAGAAAGAAAGAGUAGAAGCUGUUAAUCAAGCUGAAGGAAUUAUCCACGACACGGAAUCGAAAUUAGAAGAAUUCAAGGCACAACUUCCACAAGAAGAGUGUGACAAAUUGAAAGAAUUGGUUGCCAAGACAAGAGAGGCAUUAGCCCGAAAAGAUGAAAUGGAUCCCGAGGAAAUCAAGAAACAAACCAAUGAAUUGCAACAAGCAAGUUUGAAAUUGUUCGAAAUGGCAUAUAAAAAAAUGGCGGCAGAAAGAGAAAGCAGCAGCAGCGGUAGCGGUAGCGGUAGCAGUAGCGAUAGCAGUAACCAAAGUCAAGAACAACCUCAAGAAAAGAAAGAGGAGAAAAACUAAUGGUAAAAAAAAAAAUCCUCAACAAAUUUUUUUGCACAUAGCUGCUUAAACACCAGUUGUCGUUUUACACGCCCAGAUUUAAGAACAGAAAAAUAUAUAUUAUUUUAUUAAAUGUAUAUAAAAUCAAUUUCGUUAAUUAAAUGCCAACUUUCUUUGUUAAUUAUUAUUUAUUUCUUUGUAAUAUGUUCUCAUACAGACAAAGUUCACCAUUAAAAAAUUAGAAGAUAUUGGCUCAAAUGUGUUGUAAGAAUAACUUUCUGGGAUAUGUAUCGAUUGCAGUUAAUAAUUUGAAAGCAAUUGUCGAGCUAGAAAAAUCGCCCUGUAAAUUGUGUACAUAAUCCUCCAGUGCAUGAUAAAUAUUGCCAGGAAAGCAUAUAUUUGCGAUACCUAAACUUAAUGUGAAAUGACAGAUGGUGUUUAACGAUAUUGUUCUCGCCUGUGUCAAUUUUAACAACAAAAUGGAACUAUCUCGUUAACAGUGCUACAAAAAUUCUUAGUAUGAUAGUUCAUUCGUUUGCUACUGUAGAAUUCUAUAGUGGUUUAGGUAGUAUGAAUGUGUAUUAUGAUUGACAACAAGAAGAAUGUGUAAGAAUGUUUGAUAUAUAUAUAUAGACAGAUAUAUAGCAUAAGAAAUAUAUAAUACUUAUAUAAGUAAUUAAAUAUAAAAUGUAAUAAUGUGGUAUAUAUGCACCAAUAUUAUAUACAUAAUAAUAGUUAAUUUCACAAAUUUUUUAUUUGAAACUUACGUCCGAUACAAUAAUUUUCAUGUGUUCGUUGUGUUAUUCAAUAAAUCAUUCGAAAUAUU
Messenger RNA from Polistes canadensis, 3013 nucleotides. RefSeq names its product heat shock 70 kDa protein cognate 5 (gene Hsc70-5). Gene Ontology annotation, cellular component: cytoplasm; mitochondrion. Gene Ontology annotation, biological process: cellular response to unfolded protein; protein refolding. Lineage: Eukaryota; Metazoa; Arthropoda; Insecta; Hymenoptera; Vespidae. The record is from RefSeq and is a predicted model, not a curated record. Gene Ontology annotation, molecular function: heat shock protein binding; ATP binding; ATP hydrolysis activity. The transcript has 11 exons. Bases 121 to 2208 code for a protein of 695 amino acids.